Odocoileus virginianus texanus is the source of this 2906-nucleotide messenger RNA. It is a transcript of the gene TMEM25, whose product is annotated as transmembrane protein 25. Gene Ontology annotation, biological process: negative regulation of excitatory postsynaptic potential. The record is from RefSeq and is a predicted model, not a curated record. Lineage: Eukaryota; Metazoa; Chordata; Mammalia; Artiodactyla; Cervidae.
GUGGGUGGGUGUGAUAGGUGGGUGAGUGUGUGUGUGUGUUGUGCGUCUUGGCCUGGUACGGGCUGCACGGUUGCUCGUUGUUUCUGUGUACCUGCGAGCGUGUGCCUGUUUGUCCCUUGGAGUCAGGACUCAAUUCUGCGCCCGCAGGGUGUACAGGUACGUGCCAACCUGGGUUUGGACCAUGGGCCUUGAUCAUUUACAUCUUUGCCUUCACCACUGUGGGUCAUUCUACAUUUGUGUUUCCGUGCAUGGUUCAUUUUUGUUUCUGAGAUAAAUUCCUGGAGGAGUUACUAAACUUGCCUGCUCUCACCUGGCUACUAACAUCAAGGCCCGCCCCCUUCUCUCAGCAGCCUGGGGCCCAGGCCUGUGCCACCAUGGCACUGCCUCCAGGGCCAGCUACCCUCCUGCACACACUUCUGCUCUUGCCGGCCCUUCUGAGCUCAGGUACACCCCUGUUCAUCCCUUGGCAUGUGUUUGUGGGGUCAAGUCCCUGUCUCUCCCCUCCUUGCCUGCAUCUUCAGUUUGGGUACCCACUUUAGACACCAGAACUGGGCUCUCCUCAUCCACCUACCAAGGUCCAGCCAGUCCCUGGUGAGAGAACCCAGGUCCCUCUGGAACUGGACCUCACCCAUGUCACAUAACAGUACUAACUGUCCACCAGCUCUCCCCAGACUCCACUAUGUUCUAGGUUGGGGGGAGCUGGCGCCACAAAUUGAUGGUCAGACCUGGGCAGAGCGGGCACUUCGAGAGAAUGAACGCCAUGCCUUCACCUGCCAUGUGGCAGGGGGACUUGGCACCCCUCGAUUGGCCUGGUACCUGGAUGGACAGCUGCAGGAGGCCAGCACCUCGAGACUGCUGAGUGUGGGCAGGGAGGCCUUCUCUGGAGGCACAAGCACUUUCACUGUCACUGCCCAGCGGGCCCAGCAUGAACUCAACUGCUCCCUGCAGGACCCAGGCAGUGGCCAGUCAGCCAAUGCAUCCGUUAUCCUCAAUGUGCAAUUUAAGCCGGAGAUUGCUCAGGUUGGGGCCAAGUACCAGGAAGCUCAGGGCCCAGGCCUUCUGGUCAUCCUCUUUGCCCUCGUGCGUGCCAACCCGCCUGCCAAUGUGACCUGGAUCGACCAGGAUGGGCCAGUGACUGUCAACACCUCGGACUUCCUGGUGCUGGAUGCCCAGAACUACCCCUGGCUCACCAACCACACCGUGCAGCUGCAGCUCCGCAGCCUGCCACACAACCUCUCGGUGGUGGCCACCAACGACGUGGGUGUCACCAGUUCCUCGCUUCCAGCCCCAGGGCUCCUGGCCACCCGGGUGGAAGUGCCACUGCUGGGCAUCAUUGUGGCUGGAGGGCUUGCCCUGGGCACCCUGGUGGGGUUCAGCACCUUGGUGGCCUGCCUGAUCUGCAGGAAAGAGAAGAAGACCAAAGGCCCCUCCCGGCGCCCAUCCCUGAUCUCUAGCAACUCCAACAACCUGAAACUCAGCAACGUGCGCCUGCCACGCGAGAACAUGUCCCUCCCAUCCAACCUUCAGCUCAAUGACCUCACUCCAGACUGCAGAGGGAAACCAGCAGACCAGCAGACGGCUCAGGACAACAGCAGGCCAGACCUUCUGGACCCGGAGCCUGGUGGCCUCCUCACCAGCCGAGGUUUCAUCCGCCUCCCAAUGCUGGGCUACAUUUACCGGGUGUCCAGUGUGAGCAGUGAUGAAAUCUGGCUCUGAGAUGAGGCCAAGAGAGAAGAUACCUUCUUGGCCCCUGGGCAUCCUCCUGGUCCUCGUCCAAGGCAUCCUUUGCAUGGCCAUGUUGCCAAUGGGAAGAGGCCAUGCCUCUGCCACUUUUGCUUGCCUGGGGGCACGGGUAUUCUUGGCUAGGCUGCCAGCUGGACCUACUCCUGGCUGGACCUGGACCUGUUCUGACUCCAGUUGGGGGCCUGCAUGACUGCCCGUGCCCAGGUGUGCCUGGAGGUCAGCCAGCAUCUAAGCGUGGCAUGGCCCUGCUGGCUCGGGCCGGCUCUGCCCCGCACCAGUGCUCCUCAGCACUGUGUACAACAAGCAUGGGGCAUGCUUGGUUGGGGGGCGGGGGGCCUUGCACGUCCUGGAUUUCCUUCACAUGCUGUGCAGCUUUGUUCCCUCAGGGAAAACUUAGGACCCUGCUAGCUGUAGAGAACCAACCUGCCCUUUCCAAUGAACCCACCCCUGAUCCAGGGGUGCUGGUGAAGCACAGACCAGUCCUUUUUGCUGCAUCUCUCUGCCCCUCUGCGCCCACCCCCUCUUGGGCAUCGUAGGUUAUAUGCUGGACCUUCAUUUCUUCACUGGGCACUAGACUUCCCCACUGGCCUGGGCCCCAGUGGUGUCAGAGCCUGGUAUUAGCACAAGUCAGGAGACAAGAGGGAGGUGAGAAGUCUGGUGCCUCCAGGACUGCAUGCAGCUGUGCCUCGUUUUUCACAGCGGUUGCACUUGAAGCACAUCUCCUGGGAAGGGAGUGUGGGCCCCGGGCCCUGCUGUGGCUUUCCCGAGUUUGGCCUUUUUAUGACUCACUGUGAGUGCCCUGAGCCCUUGGGGUUGAUGGGUUUCUGCUCAAAAUAUCUCCCCCUUCCAUGGGCGCCUGGCCUUGACCUCCCCACCAGCAGGAAACUGUUCUUGUCCCAUCCUCCGUUCUUUAGGGGAUGGUCACAGUAGCACAUAAUUUGACAGUGCUGGGAACCUUAGGGAGCUGUGGGAAAGGAGGGGAGAUCACAUAUCCCAGAACAACCCAAGUACACUGUUGAAAGGCAACAUGAAAGAUUGCAAAUUAAUAGCGUGCAAAGUAUAUUUUUCCCUUGUUGAUACCUUGUUUUGUAAUUUCUCUCGAUACCGCCAAGAACAGUGCUGAGCACACAGUAGGUUCAAUAAACUUGACUGAGUGAAUGUCA